CAGAAGCUGGGGGAUAUAAUAAUUUAAGUGUUAAUGAUUUAAUUUGUAAUAUAUGUUAUAAUAGAUGUAUCAAUUAUGAUUCUCAUAUUAAACCUAAUAAAAAACCUAAUGAUGAUAAUUUGUUUAAAACAAAUGUACAAAGUUCUUCAUCUUCAAAAUUAGUAGAAUUAGAAGCACAAGUUGAAGAACUCUAA
This is a messenger RNA of Entrophospora candida, 194 nucleotides long. NCBI's taxonomy places the organism in Eukaryota, Fungi, Glomeromycota, Glomeromycetes, Entrophosporales, Entrophosporaceae. The record is from the annotation of a GenBank genome assembly.